CCACCAAAACCAUCUCUCGCCGCCGUCGACACUUGCUUCACCACCGUGUCUGUAUCAACGAGGGAAAGAGACAAGAAGCGUUAUAACUCUUUCGUCUGAUUCCAUGGAGUUAUGUGGCGUAGAUUCUGAAGGGAAACAAUUUGAUAGCGUUCAAGAGAUGUGGAGAGAAGAGAUUGGAGAAGAAGGAGACGAAACUAGAAAAACCCAAUGGUACAGAGAUGGUGUUUCUUACUGGGAAGGUGUUGAAGCUUCUGUUGAUGGAGUAUUAGGAGGAUAUGGUCAUGUGAAUGAUGCUGAUAUUAUAGGGAGUGAGGUUUUUCUUAAGACUCUUAUGGAAGAAAGAUUAGUAAAUGGUGGAGCUAAUCAGCAUUUAGUAGCUCUUGAUUGUGGUUCUGGUAUUGGAAGAAUCACCAAGAAUCUUCUGAUUCGAUAUUUCAACGAGGUUGAUCUUCUUGAGCCUGUAGAGCAAUUUUUGGAUGCAGCACGUGAAAACUUGGCAACUACUGGCUCAGAAACGCAUAAAGCAACCAACUUUUUCUGUAUCCCUCUCCAAGAGUUUACUCCAGCUGCUGGAAGAUAUGAUGUCAUAUGGGUUCAAUGGUGCAUUGGUCAUCUCACAGACGAUGACUUUGUUUCUUUCUUUAACCGCGCAAAGGGCUGCCUGAAACCUGGCGGGUUUUUCGUCGUGAAGGAGAAUAAUGCUAAAAGAGGAUUUGUUUUGGAUAAAGAGGAUCAUAGCAUCACCAGAUCAGAUCCCUACUUCAAACAGCUCUUUCGCCGAUGUGGGUUACAUCUCUAUAGAACAAAGGAUCAGAAAGGCCUUCCGGAAGAGUUAUUCGCUGUAAAAAUGUAUGCUUUAACGGUUGACACACCACCUAAGAUCCACCGAACCAGAUCGAAAACUCAGAGCAACAGACCACAGAUUAUCAAAUGACAGGCUUCUGAAUGAUUUUAAGAGAGAAGCUAUAACAAAGCUGUUAUAAGAUAUAGAUCAAGACUUGGCUGCUUCACUGCCACAUGGUUCUGUUCGCGGUAUCCUCACCUCCAUCAUCUUCUCCAAGUAGUAAAGUCUCGUGUAAUAGACUUGCCAUGUUUCUAACAGUUUAUUUCAAACAUCUAUUCAUCAUCUUUGCCUAUUUAUAACCAUUUGGUCUGCACUUGAUUCA
Capsella rubella is the source of this 1166-nucleotide messenger RNA. RefSeq names its product alpha N-terminal protein methyltransferase 1. The transcript has 8 exons. Gene Ontology annotation, biological process: N-terminal protein amino acid methylation. The record is from RefSeq and is a predicted model, not a curated record. NCBI's taxonomy places the organism in Eukaryota, Viridiplantae, Streptophyta, Magnoliopsida, Brassicales, Brassicaceae. Bases 104 to 934 code for a protein of 276 amino acids. Gene Ontology annotation, cellular component: cytoplasm. Gene Ontology annotation, molecular function: methyltransferase activity.